Elgaria multicarinata webbii is the source of this 668-nucleotide messenger RNA. It is a transcript of the gene MORN5, whose product is annotated as MORN repeat containing 5. Bases 23 to 640 code for a protein of 205 amino acids. The record is from RefSeq and is a predicted model, not a curated record. The transcript is spliced from 5 exons. NCBI's taxonomy places the organism in Eukaryota, Metazoa, Chordata, Lepidosauria, Squamata, Anguidae.
GGCCUAGUCGCCGGCCGCAACCAUGAACUACACGGGCAGCUUUUACCGGGGGAACCGCGUCAACGGCAGGUUGGAAGGCAUGGGCACUUACACCCUCCCGACAGAAACCAAGUACGUUGGUGAGAUGAAAGACGGGAUGUUUCAUGGUAAAGGGACCUUGUUCUUCCCCAGCGGAAGCAAAUACGAAGGGACCUGGGACCAGGGGAUCUCCAUAGAGGGGAAAUACACCUUUGCAGACGGUUUGGAGUACCAAGCUGAAAAAUGGCAUUACUGCGACGGCUAUGACAGAAGGUUUUAUACAGAAAUCUGCAAGGGUCUGAAGCCAGCAGGCAUUUCCCAGCUUACGAACUUAGACCCUCCUCGGACCAUCCCGGCAGGUUGCUAUGACUGUGGCGACGGUUUCUAUAAUCCCAAGACCAGAGUGGUUGUCGAUUACCAACACCGGUUUCUGAGGAAUGCAGAUGACGAUGAACACGAGUGGAUUGUGAGGACCUGCCGGAAAGGCUGGGACGAAUUUAUUGGUUUUAGGCCGAGCGAGAGGGGUCCCCUCGAAAGAAACAGCGAGCAAAGCUCCCCAUUGAAACCUUUGGCUUCCCUGUGCAAGGAGGACCCAGCACCUAUAAUUUCUCCAUUAAAGUAGUUUUUGUUACCUUUUCUAACAAAAUAAA